AUGUCGCUGGUUGACUAUAUCGAUUCAGGUGAUGAUCAAAAUUCUAUCGAAGUCGUUUCGAAUUAUGAUGAAAAAGAUAAUGAUCUUAUUGAUAUGACGAAAAACUUAAUGUUUACUUCUGAUGGUGAUUCAGAUAGUAAUAGUGAUUCAGGUUUUGAUGGUAAACCGAUUAAUGGUAUUGGUGGUGAAGAUGCUAAUAUUCGUUCAACAAGAACCAUUAUUGAUAUUCAUCAUGUAGUACCUAUCGAUAAUGAAAUUCAUUCUUCAUCGAAAUCAGAUCAUAGUAAUAUAUCCAAUAUUCGCAAGAAUACGAAAGAUUUGAAACGUAAACGUCGUUGUUGGUCAGUUGAAAAGAAACUAGAAAUCCUACACGAAUUGAAAUCGAAUCGAAAUAAACGUGGCACAGCUUCAGCAAAUGAUUGUUCACCUGCUCAACUUCGAAAAUGGUUAUUGAAUGAGAAUAAAUUAGUUGCCAUACUCAAAUCAAAAAAUGGUGAGUUUUCAAUCUGUUUGAUUAAUUCGACAGAAAUUUCAUCGAGUAUUGAUAAAAUGAGAUAAUUGACUAUAACAUACUAAUA
Molecule: messenger RNA, 578 nt
Organism: Adineta ricciae
Lineage: Eukaryota; Metazoa; Rotifera; Eurotatoria; Adinetida; Adinetidae
Source: the annotation of a GenBank genome assembly